UCGUAUGGUUUUGUUGUGAUUACAAAUAAUUGGAAUAGUCCGAUAAUCAUCUCCAUUUCAAUCGGACUCUGAUUAUAUAUUGAAAGAGAUGGGUGUACUCACUCACAGAGUAGAAAGGAGUGAGUUAGCAGCAGGUGACCAUAUCUACACCUGGAGAACUAUCUUCGCUUACUCUCAUCACGGAAUCUAUGUUGGUGGGAGCAAAAUUGUUCAUUUUACGCGUGAGCAAAGUAUUGUUUCAGGAGACCCAAUUCUCUUCUCUGUUCAAUUAAAUUGCUCGUCACCUUCAAGUACAAAUGUGUCUUCAACCUGUACAAAUAUUCCUGACUGUGGAUUUCAACAAAAGGAAAGUGGGGUGGUUCUCUCUUGCUUGGAUUGUUUCUUGGGUGAUGGGUUAUUGUACCGCUUCGACUAUGGGGCCAGCCCUUCAGUUUUUCUUACUAAACUCCGAGGUGGCACAUGCACCACUGCACAAUCUGAUCCUCCAGAGGCGGUGAUCCAUAGAGCCAUGUACUUGCUUCAAAAUGGUUUUGGAAACUACAAUGUCUUCAAGAAUAACUGUGAAGAUUUUGCCUUGUAUUGUAAAACAGGUCUUCUUGUUCUUGACCAAGGGGCUCUUGGAAGGAGCGGUCAAGCUGCCUCGGUUAUCGGUGCUCCUUUGGCAGCUAUUGCUUCUUCACCACUUAAGUUAUUUAUGUCAGGUCCGGCUGGCUUAGUCGUAGCAACCGCUGGAAUGUAUUGUUUGACCAGGUAUGCAACUGACAUUGGUGUGAGGACUGAUGUUACUAAGGUGAAAGUGGAGGAACUGACUUCGUUCCAUAAUUGCAAGAGCUUGAAGAAACGCAUCAGUGAGAACCAUUGUGAUACAAGAGAGGUUACUCUCAAUCAAACAGAUACACCAGCUAAAAAGCGGCGAAGAUGUGAUUGAAAUAAAAUUAGCCGCGAGCCAGACUCCUCAUAUUCCAUUUUUGAAGUCAAUGUACCAACAUUCUGACAUGACCUGGAGCCCCGAUAGUUCUUCUGGUGAGGAAUUCGAAGGGCUUGGUUUUUACUUUUUCUUCAUUUUUUUCUCCCCAGCAAGUUGAAAACCUUAAUUGCAGAAGAACAUGAAGAUGAUGGUUUGAGGACCGAAGAAGUUUGGGAUUAGUUUUUGUAAAUAAAUAGCUGGACUAGUCUUUUAUUCUUUUUCUUUCCUUUAUAUUUCUGCAGCAAAAUGAUAUGCCCUGUUUUUUAGUUGGUGACAUCUCAUGUAAUUUUCUAUCUGACCAUUCUUGCUGCAAAUCUGUAGGUUGCUUGAGUAAUGAUUGAUAAAUUAAGUUGUUUUCUUUAAUAAAUUAAAGAGUAUAUAGUCAACAA
Molecule: messenger RNA, 1356 nt
Organism: Lycium ferocissimum
Lineage: Eukaryota; Viridiplantae; Streptophyta; Magnoliopsida; Solanales; Solanaceae
Product: protein LEAD-SENSITIVE 1-like
Exons: 2
Coding region: 89-928 (279 amino acids)
Source: RefSeq, a predicted model, not a curated record